Abrus precatorius (Indian licorice) is the source of this 576-nucleotide messenger RNA. RefSeq names its product YLP motif-containing protein 1-like. Bases 40 to 576 code for a protein of 178 amino acids. Lineage: Eukaryota; Viridiplantae; Streptophyta; Magnoliopsida; Fabales; Fabaceae. The record is from RefSeq and is a predicted model, not a curated record. The transcript has a single exon.
UCUAACAUUGUUGUACAGAGGCAUCAGAGGAAGGACACAAUGAUGUUCCUUGAUAAUAGAAAGCUAAAAAGGGAGUCAGCCAAUGUCCCUAAUGAAGCUUACCAUGUUGAAUCUGCUUCAAUUCCCUUUGUAUGGGAAUCUCAACCAGGUACACCAAAGGUUAGAUUCAAAGAAAGUUCCCUCCCUCCACUCACCCCUCCACCAUCUUAUUACCAAAAUGCUACCAAAAAGCCCAAUAUCAAGGCCAAGAAUAAGAACUCACCAAAAGCUACCCUUUUGCAAACUAUAUUCCCUAUGCGUACUGCUAGAAAAAGUUCUGUUCCUCCACAACCUGGAUCUUCAAAUUUUUUGUCCUAUUCUUCUUCCUCUUCUUCUUCAUCAUCUUUGUCAUCUUCGUCGCCACGGCCAACAUCAUAUUCAGUGCCAUCGUCUCCUAUGACGCACUCAAGUAAAAUUGGUGAAGAGGAUGAAGAUCUAUAUGAGGUGACUGGUUCAAGUUUGUGCUUUGGCAAUGCCAGGUCACGAGGGUGUUACUCAUCUAUGUUCAAGAAGGUAUUGCUCGGAGAUUUUCUGUGA